GAGAAAAAUGACUGCACUGCAGAACUUCUGGAAGUGUCCAAUCAAUGCCUUCCGCGGUAGUGGUGGCUUGGUUUUUGUCACAUUGCCAAGGAGACGGUUGCCAAGGAGACGGUCGCUGCUGGGAAAUACUAAAAUACUUUAAUAGACGUGCCUCAUUCCCAACUGGCAGUAAAGACCAGCCACUCGUUAAAUAGCAACGCAGGCUGGGCGCCAGAGGCUCCAGGCCGGAAGUGACUCUGCCCCUAACAAACAUGGCCUCCGAGUGACUUCCGCUCUCCCGUCUGUCACUUGGCUCCGCCGCUCUGGGAAGUUUAUGGAGUCACGACGCGCUUAGCAAACGUUUCACAGGCAUCCUGCUGAAGGGGCGGGGCUACGCUGCACGGUGAUUGGUUGCCGUGCGUUAGGAGCGUGGCCACGGGGAGCGAGACUUUGAUUGGCUAUCGUGAGGCGGGACUAGCGGGGAAAUCCUGAAUGAUGAUUGGGUGGGGGGGUUAGGCGCGCGCCCUCGGGAAAGGAGACGUCCGUGCGGGCUCUCCCUUGGGCUGCCGAGAGGCGGGGUGAACCGGCGGCCCCUGAGGUGACGGGGACGGCGUGGGGAGCCAUGGGUCAGGCAGUGAAGGUUUUACAGCUCUUUAAAACACUGCACAGAACCAGACAGCAAGUUUUUAAAAAUGAUACCAGAGCAUUGGAAGCAGCCAGAAUAAAGAUCAAUGAAGAAUUCAAAAGUAACAAGAGUGAGACUUCUCCUAAGAAAAUAGAAGAGCUGAUAAAAAUAGGUUCUGACGUUGAACUGCUCCUCAGAACAUCUGUCAUACAAGGAAUCCACACAGACCACAACACACUGAAAUUGGUCCCCAGGAAAGAUCUUCUUGUUGAAAAUGUGCCAUAUUGUGAUAAACCAACUCAGAAGCAAUGAAUUUUCUAGAGUAAAACAAGUCUUCACACCAUUACCUCUAAAAUGGAUCAUUCUACCCAAAGUCCUGGAAUUCAGAUACUUCUCUGUAAAUGGACAGAUGGGAAAAUGAGUGAAGGAAAGAAGAACUUCAUAAAUAAAUUCACAUUAAAAUGACAUGGCUUAGAACUGCA
Molecule: messenger RNA, 1086 nt
Organism: Dipodomys ordii (Ord's kangaroo rat)
Lineage: Eukaryota; Metazoa; Chordata; Mammalia; Rodentia; Heteromyidae
Gene: Lyrm7
Product: LYR motif containing 7
Exons: 5
Coding region: 602-916 (104 amino acids)
Biological process (GO): mitochondrial respiratory chain complex III assembly
Source: RefSeq, a predicted model, not a curated record